Molecule: messenger RNA, 1713 nt
Organism: Verticillium nonalfalfae
Lineage: Eukaryota; Fungi; Ascomycota; Sordariomycetes; Glomerellales; Plectosphaerellaceae
Exons: 3
Coding region: 1-1713 (570 amino acids)
Biological process (GO): superoxide anion generation; defense response
Cellular component (GO): NADPH oxidase complex; plasma membrane
Molecular function (GO): superoxide-generating NAD(P)H oxidase activity
Source: RefSeq, a predicted model, not a curated record
AUGGACUACUACUCGAUGGGCUCAGAGAAGCCCUCCGAGCGCUCAAGAUGGACGCCACUGACACGCAUGCUUCUCUCGGGUGAGAUGACGCAAGAAAAGCAGAAGCAGCUGACAUCGAGGGAGAAAUUCGAUCGCUGGAUGAUCAACGAGGGUUACCGAAGAUUUUUUGUCUUCGUCUUCAUGAUCCUCCACGGACUCGUCUUUGCGCUUGCCUGCGUCAACUUUGCCCUCAAGGACAAUCUGCAGGUCGCACGAGACAUAUUCGGCCCAACUUUUGUCAUCGCCCGUGCCGCGGCUCUCGUCCUGCACGUCGAUGUUGCCCUCGUACUCUUUCCUGUCUGUCGCACAUUCAUCUCGCUCGCUCGCCAAACGCCUCUCAACGGCAUCAUCCAGUUCGAUAAGAACAUCACCUUCCACAAGACGAUUGCCUGGUCCAUUGUCUUUUUCUCAUGGGUUCAUACGAUUGCUCACUGGGUCAACUUUGGCAUGAUCGCCGCCAAGAACAACCUUGGUGUCUACGGCUGGCUGCUGGCCAACUUCGUAUCAGGUCCCGGUUGGACUGGUUACGUUAUGCUCAUCGCCCUCAUGGGCAUGGUUAUCACGUCAAUGGAGAAGCCCCGACGCGCCAACUACGAGAGAUUCUGGUAUACCCAUCACAUGUUCAUCGUUUUCUUCUUUUUCUGGUCCAUUCACGGCGCAUUCUGCAUGAUCCAGCCUGAUUUUGCGCCCUUCUGCAUCAGUAUCGGCCCGAGCGCGAUCGGCGUCUUCUGGCAGUACUGGAUGUACGGCGGUUUCUGCUACCUCGCUGAGCGCAUCGCCCGUGAGGUGCGUGGCAAGCACAAGACAUACAUCUCCAAAGUCAUUCAGCACCCCAGCAAUGUCUGCGAGAUUCAGAUUAAGAAAGAAAACACCAAGACACAGGCCGGCCAGUACAUCUUCUUCUGCUGCCCCGCCGUAUCAAUCUGGCAGUACCACCCUUUUACCCUAACGAGUGCGCCCGAGGAAGACUACAUCUCUAUCCACAUGCGUGUAGUUGGUGAUUUCACUCGCGCCGUCUCUACCGUAUUGGGCUGCGAGUUCGACAAGAAGAAGGACGGUAGCAAGGUCGUCGGUGUCAAUGGCGAUGGAAGCGAUGUCGAUCCUGCUCUGCGCCGCGUGCUGCCUCGCAUUUACAUUGACGGACCCUUUGGAUCGGCUUCGGAGGAUGUCUUCAAGUACGAGAUCUCUGUUCUCUGCGGCGCAGGAAUCGGCGUCACGCCGUUUGCAUCCAUUCUCAAGUCCAUCUGGUAUCGCAUGAACUACCCUCAGAAGAAGACGCGCCUCAGCAAAGUUUACUUCUUCUGGAUCUGCAGAGAUUUCGGCUCCUUUGAGUGGUUCCGCUCGCUGUUGCUCGCCAUUGAAGCGCAGGACGUUGACAAUCGCAUCGAGAUCCAUACCUACCUGACCGCCAAGAUCAAGGCAGACGACGCAACAAACAUCAUGAUCAAUGAUGCCAACGCUGACAAAGACACCAUCACCGGUCUGAGGUCGCCGACGAACUUUGGACGGCCCAACUGGGACAUGAUCUUCCGUGGAAUCAGAAAGCUGCACUCGCCUGCUGAGGCUGGGGUGUUUUUCUGUGGUCCCAAGGGCCUUGGCAGUACACUGCAUAUCUUUUGUAACAAGUACAGCGAACCAGGCUUUUCGUUCAAAUGGGGCAAAGAGAACUUCUAA